Messenger RNA from Prorocentrum cordatum, 1653 nucleotides. Lineage: Eukaryota; Dinophyceae; Prorocentrales; Prorocentraceae. The record is from the annotation of a GenBank genome assembly.
AUGCAGCCACUGCCCACCAUGCAGGAGUCCACCGUGAAUUCGCUCCCCACCAUGCAGCUCCUGCCGCCUUGCGAGCAGAGCGACAACGAGCAAUUGGAGACCGACGACGAGUUCGACCACCCGCGCGGGCUCGGGCGGGCGGAAACCAGAGGAGGCUGCGCACCCGAGGACCCACCCGAGAACGCGCAGGACUCGGCCUGGGCGGGCCCCGGCGCCGCCCAGCUGGCUCCCCGCGAGCGCCCGCCUGCUCGGGCAGCCAGCGGCGCGCCCCCGCUCCACGGCGGCGCCGGAGCAGCGCCGACCAGUGCGCCCGGCAUGCCGCCGCGUUCCGCCGCCGGGGCGGCGCCUGCCGGGAGGUCCCGGCAGGCGGAGCCCGCCCGCGCCGGGGGCGGGGCAGCGCCCGGCGCGGGCCUCGCGGCGCAGGCGGGGCGGCCGAUCUGCGGCGGCCGCGCAGGAGCCUCCGGCGGCAAGCUCGCGGCCGCCAGCAGGGCGCUGGAGAUGCAGCGGGCCAGGAUCCUGGAGCUGGAGCAGCUGCAGGCAAAGCUGCAGCAGGAGGUGCAGGAGGCCAGGCAAAGAAUUCUCCAGCAGGAGGCCGACCUGACGGAGCUAGAGCUCCAACAGGAUGAGCCCGUGGCCAGGGCGCUGGUGCCGAUGGAGAAGGCAGCGCCCGUCGCCCCUGGCGCUCCAGCCAUUACCACGCUCGUGAUCCGCAACCUUCCAAUGGCUGUGACGCAGGGCGACCUUCUGGUCCUCAUGAACCAGUCUGGCUACGCGAACCGCUAUGACUUCGCCUACGCACCAACGGACUUUCACGCUCGGACUACGAAGGGUCACGCGUUUGUGAACUUUAUCACCCCGAGUGACGCCCUCGAGUUCAUCGCCGAGUGGAACGGGUCGCGGCUGGCCAUGGCUGGACCCGCCGCGCCCGUCCUCGAGGUCAUGGCGGCACAGUUGCAGGGCUACGAGGAGAACGCCAGGAGGUGGAGUGCGAGGCGGCUGCGUCGCACGAAGAACCCUGAGCUCCACCCUUUCUUCGCCCAGAGGUGAACAUUCGGCUGCACAAAUCGAGUGUGAAAAAGUGAUGAAGGUGGAGAGCAAUAAACGUUGAUGAUGAGGAGCUCACCUUGACCUUAAGCUCUCAUGUAUGGGUUGGGUGUCAAACUAUCCCGAGGUGAUCGGUGGCAUAUUGGCGUUCUGGCAUUAUUUGAGUUUUUUCACGAACUUGCAUUCCUUGUGUGCUGGUUCUGCUUUUUGAACACGGCCGUGUCGACUGGGAUCUUCCAUGUCGUGUCCUCACCAUUUCCAUGCUCCGUUUUUGUUGGUCGUGCUCACGAGGGCCUCGGUCUGGGCGUUGUCCAGUCAGAUCGGCCUAUGCACUCCAAUCUGAGCAUGGCUCGAGCAUGUUGAGACUAUGCCUUGUACAAGUUGUCAUUUAGACAGCAGUUCGACACUGCGUUGACUCGCGUUGCUGCGAACGCAGGACAGCCCCCUUGCUCUUCCUCGUCGUCCUCCUUCUCCGUUUUUUCCCGCGUUGCCUUUUUGCAGAUCGGAUCAUGUUUCAUUCUGGGUUGAGCCGUGCGGGCUCCGACGCCCGAAUGCGGCUCCGACCUGCUGGCGUGACGCGAGCAUCGCUAACAGCAUGCCCCAAAAGAA